GUUUCUCUCUCUCUCUCUCUCUCUCUCUCGGUCCCUCCCGCCAGCUAUAUAAACACAGAGACAGAGAGAGAGAGAGAGAGAGGAAUCAAAAAAGGGGGGAGCUUUCUUGCAAUUAGGAUUCAAUCAAGAAGAAGAAGAGAAGAUUUUGAUUUGAGGGUUGUUAUUGCAUGUGGAGAUGAGUCUCUUUGGACUUGGCAAUAGAAAUCAGAAGACAUUCCGUCCAAAGAAGAAUGCUCCUUCUGGGAAUAAGGGUGCACAAUUGAAGAGGCACAUUGAUGCUACACUGGGGAGUGGAAAUUUAAGGGAAGCUGUUAGAUUACCCCCUGGAGAAGACCUCAAUGAAUGGCUUGCUGUCAAUACUGUUGACUUCUUCAAUCAGGUGAACAUUCUGUUUGGCACUCUUACUGAAUUUUGCACACCAUCUACCUGCCCAACAAUGUCUGCUGGACCCAAGUUUGAGUACAGAUGGGCAGACGGCGUACAGAUUAAAAAACCAAUAGAGGUUUCUGCACCCAAAUAUGUAGAUUAUCUGAUGGAUUGGAUUGAAGCUCAGCUGGAUGAUGAGUCUAUAUUUCCUCAAAGACUGGGGGCACCUUUUCCACCUAAUUUCCGGGAAGUUGUUAAAACGAUCUUCAAACGGUUGUUUCGGGUGUAUGCUCACAUCUAUCACUCCCAUUUUCAGAAGAUUGUGAGUCUGAAAGAAGAAGCUCAUUUGAACACAUGCUUCAAGCACUUCACUCUAUUUACAUGGGAAUUCCGUCUCAUCGAGGAAGGAGAGCUGGCUCCACUGCGUGAUCUUGUCGAGUCCAUAAUACUUGCAUAUUGAGAAUUAGAGGGACAGAUGAAAAUUACAAUUGAUUUUGAUUGUAUAACAGAUUCUUUAGUCUUUGCUUUGAGGGAACGUUGCCCCCUUUGAUUGAUUGGAACAACUCAUAACACCAAAGGAUUAUUCUCUUCUUGACCUUGUGCUCUGAAUGCAAACUGCAGUACUCUUGUUCUGUUGAGCAAAAAUUUCAAUAUGACAAGCUGGAUGAAAUUUAAUCUGAAAUUUUCAUAUUCA
Molecule: messenger RNA, 1060 nt
Organism: Dioscorea cayenensis subsp. rotundata (Guinea yam)
Lineage: Eukaryota; Viridiplantae; Streptophyta; Magnoliopsida; Dioscoreales; Dioscoreaceae
Product: MOB kinase activator-like 1A
Exons: 7
Coding region: 176-826 (216 amino acids)
Biological process (GO): signal transduction; positive regulation of protein phosphorylation
Cellular component (GO): cytoplasm; nucleus
Molecular function (GO): protein kinase activator activity
Source: RefSeq, a predicted model, not a curated record